AUGAGUUAUUAUGGUUGUGCCAACGUGAACGGAAAUCAUUAUACAGCGAAAGAGCUCUCGAUUUACGUCACAAUGAAAUAUGCAGCUCAUAAAAAAGGAAGUAUGGCAAAUAAGGAGACAGCACGUGAACAACUGGAGUUGCAACAUUUUCUUAAUAUUUCUAGACUGAUAUCAGUAGAAAGCAAAUUUAACUUGCCGGAAGAAUGGAAUGCAUGCGACUGCUAUAGCACAAUGACGAUUUUAAUACGUAAAUCAUUUGGCCUAUGAUUUGGCAGGACAAAAUCUUU
Molecule: messenger RNA, 287 nt
Organism: Loa loa (African eye worm)
Lineage: Eukaryota; Metazoa; Nematoda; Chromadorea; Rhabditida; Onchocercidae
Exons: 1
Coding region: 1-267 (88 amino acids)
Source: RefSeq, a predicted model, not a curated record